Messenger RNA from Choloepus didactylus (southern two-toed sloth), 482 nucleotides. Its product is annotated as cytochrome b-c1 complex subunit 8. NCBI's taxonomy places the organism in Eukaryota, Metazoa, Chordata, Mammalia, Pilosa, Megalonychidae. The record is from RefSeq and is a predicted model, not a curated record. The transcript is spliced from 3 exons. The coding region runs from base 131 to 379 and encodes 82 amino acids. Gene Ontology annotation, biological process: mitochondrial electron transport, ubiquinol to cytochrome c.
GGAAAUGGUAUUUUCCGGAAGUGACUUCAUGGCCACCAAUAGGAGUUUCCGAUUCUGCCGGAAGUGACGGACGGAGGCCGGUAGAUCCCGCAACUGUGGAGGGCGAAGUGACCCCGGUGUCACCGCGACGAUGGGCCGCGAAUUUGGGAACCUGAUGCGGAUGCGGCAUGUGAUCACCUACAGCUUGUCGCCGUUCGAGCAGCGCGCCUUUCCGCACUACUUCAGCAAGGGCAUCCCGAACGUGCUGCGCCGCACUCGGGCGUCCAUCCUUCGGGUUAUGCCGCCGUUUGUAGCAUUUUAUCUUAUCUACACAUGGGGGAACCAGGAGUUCGAGAGAUCCAAGAGGAAGAAUCCUGCUGACUAUGAAAAUGACAAAUGAGCAACUCACCUGGAUGAUGUCCCUAUCUGUGAAAGACCCUUUCUUGGGAGAAGAGUAUGCAUUGUGGUGUCUUGAAGACACAAUAAACUUAUUAUGGGCUGCA